CUACAGAGUUUCUCAGGUUGCUGCCCUUGUACCAAGCAUUCUCAAGGUUCUGCAGAAAUGAAUAACAAUUCCCAGAGAACCACCACCGUUCGACAGUACCACAAAUCCGAGCUUCCCCGCCUCCGGUGGACGCCGGAACUCCAUCAACGCUUUGUUGAAGCUGUUGAAACUCUCGGUGGCAAAGACAAGGCAACACCGAAGCGUAUUUUGCAGAUGAUGCGUGUGAAAGGAUUGAGAAUCUCGCACGUUAAAAGCCAUCUUCAGAUGUACAGAAACAUGAAGAGGCAAUAUUCUAUAGUUCAUCAUCAUCAAUCACAUGAAGGAAAAGCUCGUGCUCAUGAUCUCCAUAUCUGCUCCAUUUCCUUGCCCCAAAGAUCGCCAAGAGCAAAUGUCUUAGCAUCAACAUAUGAACUGCAUCAAUUACAUAUGAAAGGGCUUUCACAUAGUAGUGAAGAAAUUCAUUAUGAUCUCAAUCAGGAUCCUUAUACAACGACAAGUACAGAAAAUAGCGUGACAGCUCCACUUGGUGACCUCUCACUCUCUUUUGAUCACACACAUUUGUUUCCAGUGAUCAAUAUCAUGCACAGUGUGCAAGAUGAAGAAGAAGAAGAAGACGAAGACGACGAAGACGAAGACGAAGACGAAGACGAGGAUCAAGUAGUUCAUGACUCUACUAGUUCAACACAGUCUCUCGGAGGGAAUUACAUAAACUUAGACCUAACUAUUUGAAUCUCUAGAAUAAUGUGAUCUUAUGUUAACUUAAUUACCCACAAUAAAUUAGUUAGUUAUCAUCAUUCUACCCAUUA
Molecule: messenger RNA, 806 nt
Organism: Prosopis cineraria
Lineage: Eukaryota; Viridiplantae; Streptophyta; Magnoliopsida; Fabales; Fabaceae
Product: myb family transcription factor PHL8-like
Exons: 6
Coding region: 58-729 (223 amino acids)
Molecular function (GO): DNA-binding transcription factor activity; DNA binding
Source: RefSeq, a predicted model, not a curated record